AUGACCGCCACUAUAGACUCCGAGACACUCAAGCAGUACUUGGCCGAUAGCCCGCCCACUGUCGUGCCUCUGACCAUCAAGCCUCACUUCGAUGCGCUCAGCGACAAGGAGAAGCUCUACGCCCACCAUCUCUCAGUAGCCUGCUUCGCCGGAACACGCGUCGUCCUCCGCCAAGUCUCCCCCGAAUCCGAGCACAUCUACGACUUCAUCGUCGCCCUCCAUAAGCACGCCAAGGGCGACUAUGCUUCUCUCGCCAAAGACACCGGUCUCUCACAAGAAGAGAUUGACGCAUACCUCGAUUACUCAGCGCAGUUUCUAGGCAACCUAGGCAACUUCAAGUCCUUCGGAGACAGCAAGUUCGUGCCCCGCCUCGAACCGCGACAGCUGAAGGCACUCGCGACCGCCUCCAAAGAUACUCUGGCCAUAUACGAAAAGUUCAAGGACGCCAUAUAUGCUGGUGACGAUGUGGGAAAGCUGCAUCUGGGCUACCCCGGUGCGGGACACAUCUCGACCUACUACCCCGACAGCCCCGACAUCACCAGCGAACAAAUCUCCAGCGUGAGCGAUUUCCUCGAGGGCAAAGGACUGCUUCCGGAGAACACACGGAUCAAGAAGGCGAAGGAUGGAUACGAGGUUCUCAUUGCUUCAGCCUCGGACAACCCAUCGGCAGAACAACGCGAUCUAAAAGAAAGCGAGUGGACAAUGGACGAUGGUAGCAAGGUGAAGCUGGUAUUUGGUGACUACUCUAAGGAGAUGGACACCAUCGCGCACCACAUUGAGCAGGCGAAGAAAUACGCAGCCAAUGACCACGAGAUCAAGAUGAUGGAAGAAUACUCCAAGAGCUUCAGGACGGGGUCGCUACAGGCCUUCAAGGAGAGCCAGAAGGCUUGGGUACAGGAUAAGGGACCUCAGGUGGAAUCGGACAUCGGAUUCAUCGAGACCUACCGCGACCCGCACGGCAUCCGUGGCGAGUGGGAGGGCUUCGUUGCCAUGGUCAACAAGGAACGGACGCGAGCCUUUGGCAAGUUGGUCGAGACCGCGCCACAGUACAUCCCUUUGCUACCGUGGGACAAAUCGUUCGAGAAGGACAAGUUCCUUAGCCCUGACUUCACCUCGCUCGAGGUGCUGACAUUUGCGGGCAGUGGCAUCCCUGCCGGAAUCAACAUCCCCAACUAUGAUGACAUUCGGCAGAACUUCGGCUUCAAGAACGUAUCGCUUGGCAACAUCCUCUCUGCAAAAGCACCAAACGAGGCUGUUCCUUUCAUAAAAGACAAAGACCUGGCCACGUACCAAAAGUACCGAGACCCUGCCUUCGAGGUCCAGGUCGGCCUCCACGAGCUGCUAGGCCAUGGUUGUGGUAAGCUUCUCCAGGAGACGGAGCCGGGCGUUUUCAACUUCGACAAAGAGAACCCUCCAAUCUCACCACUAAGCGGCCAGCCAAUAAAGUCUUGGUACAAGCCAGGCCAGACUUGGGGAUCAACAUUCGGCACGAUCGCUGCUUCCUAUGAGGAGUGCCGUGCCGAGUGUGUCGCCAUGGCGCUCUCUUGCGAGUUCCCCAUCUUGCAACUGUUCGGUUUCGGCGACGGCAAGGCCGACAUGAACAGUGAGGCCGGCGACGUUCUCUUCACAGCAUACCUUCAGAUGGCCCGCGCUGGUAUCGCAGCUCUAGAGUUCUGGGACCCCAAGAGCAGGAAGUGGGGUCAAGCCCACAUGCAAGCUCGCUUCUCUAUCUUGCGCACAUUCCUCAAUGCCGGUGUCGAGUUCUGCCAGCUGGAGUGGGAAAAGGACGAUCUCUCCGACCUGACCAUUCGCCUCGAGCGUGAUCGCAUCCUGGAUCUAGGCCGCCCUGCCGUGAAUGACUACCUUCAGAAGCUGCACAUCUACAAGGCCACUGCCGACUACGCAGCUGGUAAGAGGAUGUACGAUGAGAUCACGACUGUUGAGCCCUUCUACGAGAACAUGGUCAGGCCGGCCGUUCUUAAGAAGAAGACACCCAGGAAGGUCUUCGUCCAGGCAAACACUGUCGAGAAGGACGGCAAGGUCGACUUGAUUGAGUACGACGCGACCAACAAGGGCAUGAUCCAGAGCUGUGCGGACAGAGACUACGUAUGA
Alternaria novae-zelandiae is the source of this 2112-nucleotide messenger RNA. RefSeq lists its product as uncharacterized. Gene Ontology annotation, molecular function: dipeptidyl-peptidase activity; metalloexopeptidase activity. NCBI's taxonomy places the organism in Eukaryota, Fungi, Ascomycota, Dothideomycetes, Pleosporales, Pleosporaceae. Bases 1 to 2112 code for a protein of 703 amino acids. The transcript is spliced from 3 exons. Gene Ontology annotation, cellular component: cytoplasm. Gene Ontology annotation, biological process: proteolysis. The record is from RefSeq and is a predicted model, not a curated record.